AAGCUUAGUGGAAUCGGUGUCGCUAGCCGCUUUAGGGGUAUCCUGCCGCCCCGCGACGCUUGUCAGGCCAGACCUUCUUCCAACGCGCCGCGGUCUUCAUCCUACGUUUCUCUGGCGUUUCUCUGGCGUUUCUCUGGCGUUCUGGUCCACACGGAUCCGCUCUGGCCAUGGACGGCGACGACGAGAAGAACUCCAAGGAGGAGGAGGUGGCCCUCAAGCCGAAGAUGUCCCUCCUCAACGGCAUCACGGUGAUCGUGGGCAGCAUCAUCGGGUCAGGGAUCUUCGUGUCACCCUCAGGGGUGUUGAAGAACACCGGCAGCGUGAAUGUGUCGCUCAUCGUGUGGACGGUGUCGGGGGUGUUUUCCAUGGUCGGAGCCUACUGCUACGCCGAGCUUGGCACGAUGAUCCGCAAGAGCGGCGCUGACUAUGCCUACAUCAUGGAGACCUUCGGCCCUUUCGUGGCCUUCAUAAGGCUGUGGAUCGAGUGCAUGAUCGUGCGACCGUGCUCGCAGGCCAUCGUGGCCUUGACCUUCAGCCAGUAUGUCAUGAAGCCCUUCUUCCCGGAGUGCGACCCGCCUGACGAUGCGGCUAGAUUGCUGGCUGUGUGCUGCAUAUGUGUUCUGUCGUUUGUCAACUGUUACGAUGUGAAAUGGGCAACAGCAGUACAAGAUAUCUUCACAUACGCCAAGCUUUUAGCAUUGUUCGUCAUUAUAGCUGCUGGAGGAUAUCAACUUUAUAAAGGUCACACAGAACAUUUCACAUUCCUGAAUACUGAGAGUGACGUCACAUCUCUGGCAUUGUCAUUUUAUUCAGGGCUGUUCGCCUACAAUGGAUGGAACUAUCUGAACUUCAUCAUAGAGGAGCUGAAGGACCCAGUCAGGAAUCUACCCCUAGCCAUAGCGAUAUCCUGCACCCUAGUGACAGCCGUGUACGUCCUCACCAACAUAGCCUUCUACACCACCAUGUCCCCUGUAGAGAUCCUCGGUUCCAAAGCUGUCGCCGUCACUUUCGCUAACAAACUAUUUGGCCCUAUGGCCUGGGUCAUUCCCGUUUUCGUGGCCCUUUCGACCUUCGGGGCCGUCAACGGGAUCCUUCUGACCUCCUCAAGGCUGUUUUAUGCUGGAGCCUGUCACGGGCAGAUGCCUGAGCUGUUGACGAUGAUACAAGCUAGGAGGAUGACUCCGACACCGUCUGUGCUAGUGAUGGCAUUAUUAUCACUAUUGUACCUAACAGUAUCUGAUAUUGACGCAUUGAUAAACUACGUGGGAUUCGCUACUUGGUUGAGUAUCGGAGUAGCAGUUCUUUGCCUGCCCUGGCUGAGAUGGAAGCAGCCGGACCUGCCGCGACCAAUCAGAGUCCACCUAGUAUGGCCCGUUCUCUACCUCCUCUGCACCAUCUUCGUGACGGCAGUGCCGAUGGCAGCCACCCCUUACGAGACCGGCAUGGGGGUGCUGAUGAUCCUAUCUUCGGUGCCCGUUUACUACGUGUUCGUGUUCUGGCCGAAGCCUCAGUGGUUCCAGAAGGGCUCCAAUGACGCCACGAUGUUCCUGCAGAAGAUCUUUGUGGUGGUCGGAAAAGCGAAGGCUGUGAAGCUG
Phaedon cochleariae (mustard beetle) is the source of this 1595-nucleotide messenger RNA. The record is from the annotation of a GenBank genome assembly. Lineage: Eukaryota; Metazoa; Arthropoda; Insecta; Coleoptera; Chrysomelidae.